This is a messenger RNA of Closterium sp. Naga37s-1, 412 nucleotides long. Lineage: Eukaryota; Viridiplantae; Streptophyta; Zygnematophyceae; Desmidiales; Closteriaceae. The record is from the annotation of a GenBank genome assembly.
AGCCAGAAGGAUGGGAGUUUCUCACGCCUCUUCAAUCAGGCAUUUCGCCCAUUGACCACGGAGCUGCACGCGAAGCUGCAGGAGGUGGUGCCGCAGCAGCAGGAGCGCAUUCGUCAGAUCAAGUCGCACUACGGCAACCUGUCCAUGGGCAAGGUCACCGUCAACAUGGCGAUCGGAGGAAUGCGAGGGGUGAAGGGGUUGGUGUGGGAGACUUCCCAGCUCGACCCCGAGCAGGGCAUCAAGUUCCGCGGGUACAGCAUCCCCGAGUGCCAGCACCUGCUACCCAAGGCCGUGAUAGAUGGCGAGCCCAUGCCCGAGGGGCUGCUCUGGCUGCUCCUGACGGGCGAGGUGCCCACCAGAGAGCAGGCGGCCACAGUGACGCAUGAGCUGCACGAGCGAGCCAAGAUGCCGG